AAAACUUGGCUUGAUGCAGGUGGCAUAAUGAAAAGUUUAUUCCGCGCGAUAAGCGAUACCAGUUUACAAAAGCGACCGAGAAGAAAGCAAAGAAACACAAAGAGCUCCAGCGAUUUGAAUACGACAAUGGGAGCAUGUUUGGACUUGCAGAGUGAAGCUCCGAUUAAAAUUCUGCUCGUUCCUUGCGAAUCACAGCCGCCAUCAUCUACGAGGUACUGGGUUAUAGACACACGAAGGCGCGGCAAAAUCCCUUUCUUUGGAUCGCACAGCUGUAAAAUCGUACAACAUAUGGGCAACAGGGUGAGCGAGCCCUUUCAAGGACACGUACUUGCAAGAGAAGGACAAACUAUUAUCAAAGGGAUUUUAACAGACGGAGCUGCUGAGGGGAAAUAUUUCGAGCUUGUAUUGCACACAUCUUCGCAACAACUUAACAACAAAACUUUGGGCAAGACUUCUGGAAGAACCGCCGCGUUGUGCGGUCAUCUACAGCGAAGUGCGAAAGAUAAAUUAGGAGCAUAUGAAGAGACACACGACGCAUUUCUACACUCAAUAGGGGAAAACAACGAAGCUUUUCAAACAAAGGAAAAAUUGAUGAAGUUUGGUCAGAAAAAAAUCAGCUGAUUCAGCUCACGCACAAGUGUUGCCGUACGUGCAAGGUUUAUAUCAAUGUUUCGAGAGCAGACUUGGAUUACGUACGAAUUUUCUCAUGUACAAUAUCCCUCUCACGAUAUUGUAUUUUGAUUUUUCCCGACAAGUUUUUUAAGAGUACGGAUCAUAGCCAACACCGUUUAUAAACUGAAUGAGCCGAAAUAAGGAAAUAAAUCAGCACUCAAAAGACGACAAAAUUAUUUUAAAAACAAGGGAUAGAUUGUCUGGAUUACGGUUUUAGUCGUAUUAAAAGAGGACAUAGGGUUUAAGUUAUUAUAAAUGGCCUGUUUUUAUUUUUAUUUAUGAAUCUUUCGUUCUCAAAUUAUUGAUAUUACAUAAAUAGUUUGAUACUACUGUACCGAAUUGAUGUUUUGACUUGUUUUGACUAUUUAAAAUCUUAAUAAGUGUCAAGUUUAUGCAUACUGUAUACUUAAAAUCUCGGGAGUAAAAUUACGUAAGAAUAAUAAAUUAUUGGGUUUUAAUAAAUCAA
This is a messenger RNA of Orbicella faveolata, 1138 nucleotides long. RefSeq lists its product as uncharacterized. NCBI's taxonomy places the organism in Eukaryota, Metazoa, Cnidaria, Anthozoa, Scleractinia, Merulinidae. The record is from RefSeq and is a predicted model, not a curated record.